Molecule: messenger RNA, 963 nt
Organism: Brachypodium distachyon (stiff brome)
Lineage: Eukaryota; Viridiplantae; Streptophyta; Magnoliopsida; Poales; Poaceae
Exons: 1
Coding region: 241-705 (154 amino acids)
Source: RefSeq, a predicted model, not a curated record
GGCACGGGGCACGCACACUAGCUAGUUCCGUCUCCCUCGUCUCCAUGACUCCUCCCGGGCUUAUCUUCCUUCCUUCCCCAAACGUCACUCAAGAACUCUGUGACACCUCCUCCCUUGGCCUUUACCAUCUCCAGGACGCUAUAAAUCGCAUCGUCUCGUCCCCACGACUCCACAGUCCAAGAAAGGAACCCAGGGGGACAAAUUAGAGUAACCAAGAAGGCGCUAGCACUAGCAGUCUACAUGAGGAUCCACCCGACGUCGACGCCGGCGGCAGACAAGAUGAAGAAGGACCUGCGGAGGCUGCCGCACGUGUACAGCAAGGUGCUCGAGCUGCCUCUGCCCGCCGACGCCCACGUCGCCGCCUUCGAAUCCCCCGCGGCGUUCCACUUCGUCGCACCCGGCUCCGGCGCGGCCAGCGAGGUGUGGGCGCGCACGGUGAGGAUCCACCCCGGCGUCGUCAAGGUGGUGGUGCAAGCUGCCGGAGCCGGCGACGAGGAUGAUGAUGACGGCAUGGAGCUCGACAGGUGGAGGUCCCGGCUGCCCGAGGAGAGCUGCCCGGCGAUGGCGGUGGCCGGGUUCGUCGACGGGCGGCUUGUCGUCACGGUGCCGAAGAGCACCGGAGGCGACGCCGGUGAAGGGGAAGAUGGAGCUUGGAAGUUCUGCAAUGGAGGAGAGAUUACUGGGAAACUUGUGGUUGUACAGUAGAAUUACCAGCGAUCGAGUAGUAAUAGUGUGUGUAUGAGCGCUAAUUGCUCAUCUGGUUUAUCUGAUUCUGGUAUACUAGCUUCUUGCCAUCUUUCUUCUUUUUGGUAAAGAUGGGGAUGCUUCAUGUUCUUCCUUGCCUGGCCUUCUUACGUCCUUCUGAGCAUAUGGAAGAACCAGCUGUUGUGAAGUCUGUGCAUCUACCUGCUUUCCUUGGAAUCAACUGUACAUAAGUUGUGAGGAAUCCUUUGCUGGAACUCA